Messenger RNA from Scatophagus argus, 2872 nucleotides. RefSeq names its product TLC domain containing 1 (gene tlcd1). The transcript is spliced from 4 exons. Gene Ontology annotation, cellular component: plasma membrane. NCBI's taxonomy places the organism in Eukaryota, Metazoa, Chordata, Actinopteri, Scatophagidae. Bases 545 to 1315 code for a protein of 256 amino acids. Gene Ontology annotation, biological process: phospholipid homeostasis; regulation of membrane lipid distribution; membrane assembly. The record is from RefSeq and is a predicted model, not a curated record.
GCCAGAAUUUUACGACACCUUUCAUUAGCCCUGCUCCGUGAGUUUGGGGCCUUACGUAAUUUGAUCUCAUGUCUCUGCCCCUCCUAGUCUGUAUGUCCAAAGGGAGCAGCAGUAUCACCACCCAAUUCGCUCCUUCUCCACCACUCCCCUCUUCGUUCCGCUCAGACAUGUGGGCUGAGCGCGGCAGCACAUAGCACUACGAGGCGCUGCGUGAAGGAAAACAUCGUCGCUCUGGAAUGAGCUGUGACGGGAAUCCCCUCCAAGCUUUCCUCUUUAUGCUCGGGACCCUCAAUAGAAGAAAAAGGCUCCAGCAUCCGUCGGACAUCACCUCUUGCAAGCUGCACUUGAUAAACACGUGAAAAAAUUUAAAUAAAAGCAGAGGAUCGUCUCCCUGCAGACCCCUGAGCUGGAGGACACUCCCAUCACAUACUGUGCACAGCUGUCCGUCACCGGGUCCGGGAGACGCUGACAGGAGCGUGAAAAGGGCGAAGGCGGGUAGAGAAUAAGAACUGGGAGACAGAAGGAGAGCAGGGGGGAGUUGAGGAUGGACGCCCUGAUUCCUGUUCUGAAGAGUCACCCAGGACCGGCCGUGCUGGUGUGCUCUCUGCUUUUCAGGGUGGUCCACCAUUUGCUGCAAAAGCUGCCUGUGCCCAAAGUGGUGAAGCAGAAUGACCUCCACUCCUGGAAGUGGAGGAACCUCUCUGUCUCCAUGGUGCACUCCCUGCUGACGGGGACGUGGGCCCUGGCUUGUGUGGUGGUCUGGCCGGAGACGUUGAGCAACAUCCACUCCCACCACACCCCUUUGUCCUACCUGCUCGUCUGCGUCUCAACAGGAUACUUUGUGCAAGAUGCCGGUGAUAUCAUCCUGACAGGACAUGCAAGAGCAUCAUGGGAAUUCUUACUCCAUCAUGCACUGGUGAUUUGGUGUUUCCUGUACACCCUCUACACUCAGCUGUACGUAGCCGGUGCUGUGAUAGCUCUCUUUGUAGAGGUCAACAGUGUCACCCUGCACCUGAGGCUGAUGCUGAAGCUGGCAGGCGCUCAGUCCUCCUCCACGUACCACAUCAACAAAUAUGCCAACCUCUUGACAUACAUCACGUUUCGUCUGAGCACACAGUUCUACCUCACCUGGUACAUCGUCCACAACUACUCCUGGCUGGACCGUGGUGGAUACUUUCUCUUCUCCAUGAUAGUGAUGAAUAUUAUGAUCCUGAUUUAUUUCUACCGCCUGCUACGUGCGGAUUUCUUCUCCUGGAGUAAGAACUCUGUGAGACAGAACGGGAUGCAUGACUCCAAAAAGUUUCUCAGUGAUUGACCAAGGAAAAUUUACAGGACUAUAUUAUGUUUUUAUUUGGGGUGGGUGUUUACAGAUUUUGUCUUUCUCCAGACCAUUCAUUGUGACAUCAGGUUGUUGUGUCUCACUGCCAAAGAACAAACCCCCGCAAAACAACCUUUGGUGGAUCAAGUUGUAGACGUGUUCAGAGCUGCGUUCAAGAGAUUUUGGAAAGUUGGUCAUUUGGGACUUCAAGGGGAAUAAGACAACACAACUCUGCUUUAGUUGAAGCCAGAAUUAACUUUUGAGAUUUUUACCACUUUAUAUUUACAGUUUACUUUCAGAAUCACAUAAUCUCAAAGGAAUAGGUCAACAUUUUGGGAAGUACAUUCAGUGGCUUUCUUGGCAAACGCUGGCAGAUUUAUACCACUAUGCCUGAAUGGUAAACAUGCCGCUACUGCUAGCAGCCAAUUAGCUCAGUUUAGGAUAAAGACUGAAAAUGAAAAUAGCUGACCUGGCUCUGUGCAAUUAUGAACAAAUUCUACCAUAAAAUCUGCAAUUUAUUGUUUUACACUUCAGUUUUUGUACAAAUUAAACAAAUAGUGUACGACAUUUAUGUUAAGCCAAGCUAAUAAUGACUGUACUCGUAUAUUUGGAGUGCAGACAUAACAGCAACUGUAUAACUUUUAAGCUAACUCUCAGCGAAAAAAGUAAAUCUCCCAAAUUGUCAAAACUGCUACCAAUAGAUUACAUCUCAGCAUCAUGCGACCUUAAAAUGUGGCAUUUUGGGAAAAACGUUUUCUUGUUGUCACUCUGUGCUCUAAAUAUAAAGCUACAGCCAGCAGAUGGUUAUCCUAGCUUGGAAUAAAGUCUGGGAAGCAGAACAAAAAGUCCACCUUCAGUUUUUGUACAGAUCAUAAACAAGGUAGACAUAACGUGUUAACUAGAGAGCAGAUCAGAGAUACUGGUAGGUUUUUUGUUUUGUUUUGUUUUGUUUUUUCUUGCCUUUGGGCACCAGACUAGUUGUUUACCCUAAGCUAACCAGCUGCUGACUAGCUAAGCUAACCUUGUGUAGCUUGUGUACGGAAAUACAAGAGCUGUAUCAAUGUUCUCAUCUAAAUCUUGUCAAGAAAGCUGAUGAGUAUUUGUCCCCGAAAAGUCAAACCUUGUCCUUCAGGUUGUCAAACAACUGAGUUCAACAUGUUGCCAUAAUAAAUUUGCAAGGGUAGCAGUGUUUUUAUGUAGCAGGCUAACAGCCUGCAAACUGGGAUCAUCUGAUAACUUUGAAAUUUAGAAGCAAUACUGUUUAAUAAGAUUUUAAUAAUUAUUAUGCCUGGAAGGGAUCAUACCUUUUGUUGUUGUUGUUGUGUGUGUGUGUGUGUGUGUGUGUGUUUGUGUGCACGAGCGUGUGUGCCUGUGUGUGUGUGUCAGUGCAUAUCUGUCCACAGCUAACAGUUCUCAUUCUGGCAUACUCUAUUGGACUCAUCAGCAUAAUAUUUUUUUCUGCACAUUUAUGACUGUAUGCUCAAGGACCUCAUGUGGUUGGGCGAUUCACAGUUUUUGAUAAAACCUGUCUUACUUCUCUGUUUCAUACCUUCA